Molecule: messenger RNA, 1440 nt
Organism: Chanos chanos (milkfish)
Lineage: Eukaryota; Metazoa; Chordata; Actinopteri; Gonorynchiformes; Chanidae
Product: cystine/glutamate transporter
Exons: 12
Coding region: 1-1440 (479 amino acids)
Biological process (GO): amino acid transmembrane transport
Cellular component (GO): membrane
Molecular function (GO): L-amino acid transmembrane transporter activity
Source: RefSeq, a predicted model, not a curated record
AUGGUUAUGAAUGCCGAGAAGAAGACCACAGAGGAGGAGGCUGUUCACUUGAGGAGGAGUAUAGGUUUGCUGCCUGGUAUCUCCUUCAUCACUGGCACGGUGGUGGGCAGCGGCAUAUUCGUCGCACCCAAAGGGGUUCUGAUGAACACAGGCAGUGUGGGGCUGUCUUUGCUUGUGUGGGCGCUGUGUGGAGUUCUCUCAACUUUUGGGGCCCUAUGCUAUGCUGAGUUGGGCACCACUUUUAAGAAGUCUGGGGGCCAUUACACAUACCUGCUGGAGACACUGGGCCCCCUGCCUGCCUUCCUGCGACUCUGGGCUGAGUUCAUAUUUAUUCGGCCCGCAGUGGCAUCUUAUGUGUCUUUAGCUUUUGGGCGCUAUGUAGUGGAACCCUUCUUCACUCCCUGUGUGGCACCACCAGCUGUAAUUAAGUUGGUCAGCAUCCUGGGAGUGUCAUUUGUAGUGGCUGUGAACAGUUGGAGUGUGUCCUUAGCCUCUCGUACCCAGGUCACUCUCACAGUCGUCAAGAUGUCAGCCUUAGUUCUCAUCAUUGUCCCUGGUAUUCUAGCACUGAACCGAGGACAGACUGAGAACUUUCAGAAUGCCUUUGACUCAGAGUCCUUCACACUAACUAAGCUUCCACUGGCAUUCUAUUCAGGACUUUAUGCCUAUGGUGGAUGGUUUUAUUUAAAUUUCGUGACGGAGGAAGUCAUUAAUCCAAACAGAAAUAUUCCUCUGGCAAUCAUUUUCUCCAUGGUAACAGUGACAGUGUGUUAUGUGCUGGUUAAUGUAGCAUACUACACAAUGAUGACACCAGGGGAGCUACUGAUGUCUGAUGCUGUAGCUGUGACCUUUGCCAGUCGUGCCCUGCAGAGUGUGGCAUCAGUGGUACCCAUACUGGUGGCAGUGUCCUGUCUUGGGGCACUUAAUGGUGGAUUCUUUGGAGCCCCUCGGAUGCUGUUUGUGGGUGCCAGAGAGGGUCAGUGGCCAGCCCUCUUUUCUAUGAUCCACAUACGCAGACAGACACCCCUACCAGCUGUGCUCUUCUUGUAUCCAUUGGUAGUAGUGAUGGUGGCCAGAGGAGAGAUCUUCCAGUUGAUCAACUUUGCCUCCUUCUCACGUUGGCUGUUCAUCGCCAUGGCAACUUUGGGGAUGCUCAUCCAUCGUUACCGCUUCCCUGAAUUCCCCCGCCCAUUCAAGGUACCACUGGGUAUUGCCGUGACCUUUACAGUGGUAUGUUUCUUCAUCGUGGGGCUGUCUUUGUACUCGGACCCCUGGAACACUGGCGGCAGCUGUGCCCUCACCCUGACUGGUGUGCCAGUGUACUACAUUACUGUGAAGCACCAACACCUGCCUGCUUGGUGUAGGAAGGCUUUCAACUACUGCAGCCAGCAACUCCAGAUCCUAUUGGAGGUGGCCCAGCAAGAAGUUCAGACUUACUGA